UGAGCAUCUUUUACUGUCAGAUAAACGGACUGAUACUUGCUCCACGAAGGAGGGGUCAGGGAGAAAAGAAGGACUUCCUUUCUAUAGGAAACUUUUCACAUCUAAUUCACACAGAGGUCGAGACAGAGAGAGAGAAGGAGGGAGGGAGCUGCUGACUCAGGACUUUCCCCCUCCUCCGUCCCCGUCUUCUGAGCGGUGUGAAGCGGCAGCGCAGACGUGAACGAGUUACAGCCAUGUCGGGCAUCCUCCUCCUGCUCCUGUCCUUAUCCUGCCUGGUGGCCACGGUGCCUCCUCCAGUCCCCUGCAGACACUGCUGUGAUCACCUGGAGCCAGCAGAGGGCAGCGGCGCCCAGCCAAGGAGUUAUGCCCCAGAGGUCCGCACAUACAUCAACAUGACCAUUCUGAAAGGUGACAAAGGAGACCGUGGUGAGAGAGGGACACCAGGCAAAGCUGGACUUGAAGGACCUCCAGGCUCUAUUGGGCCAGCGGGAUCAAAAGGCUCUAAGGGUCAGGCUGGUCUCCCAGGAGACCCUUGCAAAGUCCAGUACUCUGCUUUCUCCGUCGGCCGUCGAAAAUCCCUUCACAGCCUGGACUCCUAUCAAGGGCUUGUGUUCGACACAGUCUUCGUUAACCUCGACGACCACUUCAACAUGUUCAAGGGAGCAUUCGUCUGCCACAUCCCAGGGAUCUACUUUUUCAACGUCAACAUCCACACGUGGAACUUCAAGGAGACGUACCUCCACAUAAUGCAGAACGACACAGAGCGGGCGAUUGUGUACGCUCAGCCCAGCGACCGCUCAAUCAUGCAGAGUCAGAGCCUGAUGCUGGAGCUGGAGCUGAACGACGAGGUGUGGGUCCGCCUGUACAAGAGGGAGAGAGAGAACGCCAUUUACAGUGACGAUGUAGAUAUCUACAUAACGUUCAGUGGAUACCUCAUCAAGCCCAGUGAAGAGAAGGAAUGAAUCGGCUGAGUAUUACUGUACACGGUUGAGCUCGAAAGCAAUUUACCACAAAACCGUCCUUGUAGAUAAACACAUACUCAACAAGAUAAAAAUGUUUAUAUAAAAAGAAAGACUCCUAGCUUUACCAGAUUUCCCUGGUGGGCUGAAAAAAAUGAUUCAGAUUCAAAAUUUCAAUAUUAAUAUUAAGAAAAUAUGAAGUCGUCACCGAUUUAAGAAAACAAAACAAUACAUUUAACGAAAUCAACAAAUAAUGAGUUAAAUAUUAAAUAAUUUAAAUACUGCACAGCAGUGAGUGGCCUAACUAAAUAAAAUGGGCAGUGUGCUUUCUGGAGUAAGUAUAAAAAAACAAUCACCACAUGUUCACACGUCAACUGCACAGAAAAAAGCAGCAAGAUCUGUCAAGAAGUCUCAAGUGGCCUCUACCGCUUAGAUCUACUACACUGCAUGCAAGAAGCAGUGAGAAAAACCACACCAGCUCUCUGCAGAGCUUCCACUGUCUAGUCAAACAUAAGGCUCUGGGGCCAGAAUCGGCCCAGCGAAGACUCGAUUCCGGCCCACUGGAUGGCUUUAGUAAAUGUAAGGAGUGCAUAAAUAUUUAACUUUUAACUGUAUUUCCAUAAGUUUUACAGCUUUUCUUAUUGAUAAAGACUGCCAAUGGGGGUGGGCAGUCUUUAUCAAUAAGAAAAGUUUUUAACUAACAGAUAAACAAUUAAAUGACAGGAAAAGUUCCUGUUGUUCCGCUAAGUCCACUCUAAAUGAAUAACAAUAAUUAUAGGACAGUGUGUGCAAUAAACUAUUGUCAAAUUUUGUGUCAUUUUACACAAUUAUUUUACAUUUUACAUUUAUUUUACAUUUAUUUUACAUUUUACACAAUUAUGUUUGACUGCUUUGACCCAAAGAUCAAAGCGGGCUGUAUGUGGCUCAAUAAAAUGAGUUUGAUAUCGCCGGUCUAGAACCAAAAAAAGCAAAGAGAAAAACAGGGUUUGGCAACCCUAAAACCACACCAGAUUGGUAUCUACAAGGGCAAUGCUCUGUAUCACUAUUUUAAAAAAAAAAAAAGAAAAACUUGAAUUAAAUAUCUUUAUCUCAGGGAGGAAAAAAUAAAACCAUUUAAAACAGGAUACAUCAAACAAUCGGUGUGCAAUAGCCAGGCCCUGAAAUCUGCCUUUAGAUUAGAUUCCCAUUUUAACAGGUAUCACAGGAUAAGGUUGCAGGGUCUGCUUUGAGCUUCUGACAGGAGUGUAACAUAAGCCCUUCUUUUCUUCAGCUGGGGGCUCAAAGCCAAAGUCAGUCUGACUUUGGAAAACGGAGACGAUCAGUCGCAUUACCUUCUUGCACCAAUGACUCUUAUACACUGAUCCAGCAUCAGUCAAACAGAUUCAUUGCUUUCAGCUGUGCUCAUAAAGGGGAAAAUGACUGCCCACAAAUGUGAAACAUGCACAUUAGUUAGCUUUACAGGUGACUGUGGGCAGAUUCUGUUACCCUUACCUAAAGGUGGGGGGACUGUUUCCACUGUGCUGAGCUAAGCUGUAGUUUCAUAUUUGCCAAAUGAGAGAGGUAAAUAUAUUCUUAUGAACCCCACAGCAAAAAAACAUUUUUUACCCACAAAGCAGUUUCAUUGUGUUUGUCAAUCACGGACAUGUUUUUAAACCAUCAAAUAUCAAAUAAGUCUUGGUUUGGAAUCCAUCACUCCUGCCCCUGAUGUGUAAAACUAGAUGCAUUAAACAAAGCAUUAACUUUACAAAGAUGCAGGCUCAAUCUGUUUAUUUAACAUGAAAAAUUAUCUGUAUUUGGUGUUCAGAAGCAUUUUAUAUGACAUUCACUGGGAAGAUUUGCUGUUAGUGAGUUUUGCUAAAACGCGGUGCUAACUGAACUCCUGCUGAAUUUGGGUUUUGGAAAUGUAUAUUUUACAAAGUUUUCUUCUUUCCUUCUAAGAUUUACAUCUUCAGCUAACUUUAAUCUUUUAUGCAUGCAAAACCAAUAAAUUCAAAACACAAAUAGCUAAGCUCUGGCAGUCAUAGUUUAAAAUGACUCGAUACUCUAACGAGUGAGAAAACUGAUUCUCCAGACAACCGCAAAUGAAUGAAUGAAUGAAUAACUCUCACCUUCUAAUCCUGAGUCGUGCAUUAAUAACAGAUAAAUAACAGGCAGAAAAGUCUUUUUGUUGCAAAACUGCGAUGUCAGGGUGAAGUUUAACCUUUAUGAUGUCAUCAUUUCAUCUGAGUAAACCUUCACCUCUAACCACUGAAAACAUUUUAAAUCGUCCUGGAUUCCACAUAAACAUUUGUGUCAGUUUGAGGAAAUUCCCUGAUAGCAUUCGUGAGAUAUUACAAAGAAAGUGCAGACACACAGCCCGACAAAGUUAUGUCACUAAAGCUGUGAAGGAAAAUGAAACUACACUAAAGAUCACACAUGGACUGCAGAGCUUAAUGCAGCACAAAACACAAAUACUAAUCUGAUUAUUAAAAGCACUCCAAACAUUGAUACAUAAUGUAAUAUUUGAGAAUGUGAAGCAUUAAUUAAACUGUAUACACUAAAAAGUGAGCCAUUGCCAUAUUGCUUUAAACCUGCAUUCUUCCUAAUGGCCAGCAGAGGGAGACUUAUCAGGCUGUUAAAAGAAAAUAAGUAAUGUUACUUUCCUUUCCCUGUGACGAGAAUAAACAUUUUCAUUAUGA
Messenger RNA from Neolamprologus brichardi, 3637 nucleotides. It is a transcript of the gene c1qtnf6a, whose product is annotated as C1q and TNF related 6a. The record is from RefSeq and is a predicted model, not a curated record. Lineage: Eukaryota; Metazoa; Chordata; Actinopteri; Cichliformes; Cichlidae. Gene Ontology annotation, molecular function: protein binding.